Sclerotinia sclerotiorum 1980 UF-70 is the source of this 2208-nucleotide messenger RNA. RefSeq lists its product as hypothetical. Gene Ontology annotation, biological process: phosphatidylinositol-mediated signaling; phosphatidylinositol phosphate biosynthetic process. The transcript has 5 exons. The record is from RefSeq and is a predicted model, not a curated record. Bases 1 to 2208 code for a protein of 735 amino acids. Gene Ontology annotation, molecular function: 1-phosphatidylinositol 4-kinase activity. Lineage: Eukaryota; Fungi; Ascomycota; Leotiomycetes; Helotiales; Sclerotiniaceae. Gene Ontology annotation, cellular component: cytoplasm; membrane.
AUGUCUUGGGAUUUGUUAAAGCGCUUUAUCGAGUCCGAUGUUUUCAAUCAGAAUCCAUUCCUCUCCGUAGCCUACCUAUCACGUUUUUGGUUGUUUCAAACAUACCUUCAUGAUCUUUCCGCGAAUCCUCAAUCUGAAGCCUUCAAGACGUGUAGACGGAUAUACAAUAAGGUCCAGCAUAUCGUAUUCGGGCUUUCGGAAACUCCAACGAAGAAAAUCAGUGAAAAUGUUUUACCUGUUACGGUCCUGGCAAGUUUUGUUCUAGCGAGUAUUGCAGUUCCAUUUCUACCAAAGUGGGCUGGACCGUUGGCUAUUUCACAAGCGCGGAAACCUCAAAGUACGGGAAAUGUGGUCGCAGAUACCAGUCAGAUGCAGACUCAAAAGAUUGUUCGAAGUCAUACAACGACCCCGGGAUCUACUCGAACAAAACAGAGGAGAGAGGCUGCCAGAAAUGCGAGCGCCCCUGGUGGUAGUGAACACAUAAGACCCUCUCAUCUUGAUCUGAAAGCAUUGGAUUCUCGAAAUCAGAGCUCGGCAUCUCUUCCAGAACUACGAAAGCCUAUUAUACCUACUAGACCAGCAACUCCUGUGACAGCUGGUCUUCCAACAAGGCUGACUGAACCCAUCAAUAAAAGAUACUCUCAACAUUCACACAGUGGAAAAAUCCUGACUUCAGUGUCAUUGACUCACAAACAGAAAGUUAAACUAUUAAGGCAAAAUUAUUUCCGUUCUCAAACCCAGUUCCUCAGAGCUCUCGAGGAUAUAUCAAAUCGCCUAGUUAUUGUCCCAAAACCUGCACGUCUCAGUGCAUUACGUGCCGAACUUGCUCUGAUCGCGCAGGAUUUACCAGCAGAAGUUGAUAUACCAGUCAUUUGUCCCGCUACCCUGGUGGAUGGACUUCCGAGCAAAAGUAAACAUCACCGUAUCGUUCGUUUGAACCCAGCCGAAGCGACAGUAUUGAAUAGUGCGGAGAAAGUGCCAUAUCUUUUGAUGGUAGAGGUACUUCGAGAUGACUUCUCCUUCAAUCCGGAAACCCUAGAAAAUGACCGUUUGUUGAGCCGAUUAGUGUCAGAGGAAGGAACGCAUAAGAGACGAAGAUUCGACCUUUCAGAAUCUGGACGAUCAUACAGUAAUAACAGCAUCAAAAGUACGGAUAAUACCUCCGAUAGUGUUUUUGAGCCAAUCAAUGGCGAUUUGGGCAGCUCACCAUUAAUCAAAGAAAUAGAUCAUGACGAUGAGGAUGCUCAGACGCCAACUUACAAGGAGAAUGUACCAACUCCCCGGCCGGCACAGAUAUCAAGUGGUACAACAACUCAAUCGAGCAUAUCCGGCUUCGUAACACCCAGGACAUCCGGAACAUCAACGUCUAGAUCUAGCAGUCCUACACCAAAAAGAACGAUGACACUUCCUGGAGUUGGUAGAUCAGGGGAAAAAGAUCAACCAGACUUUUCUACUCUUACAACACAUAUCAGGACCGCUACGCAAAUGCUCACCCAGCUCAAUUCGACGAGCGGGAAGAGACCCAGACAUGAGGUCGAUGCAAUUCGUCAUAAAAUCAUAGCCAGUAUACAAAGUCUGGAGGAGCAAAGCUACGAUUCAGAAGAAAUUGGACAAUCGCAAACAUUCGAUAUGAUCAUGGAAAAGGCGAACGCAGCAGCAGCAGCAAAUGUUGCACCGGAAGAUAUCGAGGCAGAAUCACCAUCUGAUUCGGAUGCUGUUAUUAAUGUUGGAGCCGGUGCAGCCCGAAUGGAGAACGAUCAAAAGACUGGUGGUGUUCAGAGGAAAGGGGAUAGAGAUGAUCCGAGCGCUGCGACAUUUGGAGAAGCCUGGAACGUCAAGAAAGAACGAAUUAGAAAGUCAUCGCCAUAUGGGUGGAUGAAGAACUGGGAUGUCUUGAGUGUCAUUGUAAAGACGGGUGCUGAUUUACGGCAAGAGGCAUUUGCAUGUCAGCUCAUCCAAAGCUGUGAUAAGAUUUGGCAGGAAGCGGGAACCCCAGUUUGGGUCAAGCGAAUGAGAAUUUUAGUUACUGGAGAAUCGUCAGAUAUGAUACUUUCCAAUACCGUACACAGAGUAUAUAUUAGCUGGUGGAACAGGAGACUUGACUUAACCGUUCGAAUGAUAUGGAGAUUUCAGUCUAAUGACUUAAAACGAGGAUAUUUUAUGUCCGCAGAAAUUUGCCCAAAACUCGGCGUUGUUUUGACUAGCUGA